Antechinus flavipes (yellow-footed antechinus) is the source of this 3533-nucleotide messenger RNA. RefSeq names its product UDP-N-acetylglucosamine pyrophosphorylase 1 like 1 (gene UAP1L1). Gene Ontology annotation, molecular function: UDP-N-acetylglucosamine diphosphorylase activity. The record is from RefSeq and is a predicted model, not a curated record. Bases 277 to 1794 code for a protein of 505 amino acids. NCBI's taxonomy places the organism in Eukaryota, Metazoa, Chordata, Mammalia, Dasyuromorphia, Dasyuridae. Gene Ontology annotation, biological process: UDP-N-acetylglucosamine biosynthetic process. The transcript has 9 exons.
CGCCAGAAACUUUUCAGGAGUGGGAGGGGGCAGAGAGGAAGACCCUUCAGCUGACCCAGUCCUAGGGGUAGGAGGCCCAACCCACAGGUAAGGGGAGAAUUUUUUCUGGAGUUGGGAGCCUAUAGAUCUCCUGGCUCUGGGAGCGCGUGACAUUAGCUCAGUUCCUGGAGAGGUCACGAGUGCUCUGUGCAAGCUUGAGGCGGGAGAGCAGCAGUCGCGACCUCUCAGGACUUUCCACGGGUUCUGGCUUCUGCUGCUGCUGUCUGGAACGCAGGUAUGGUGUCAGAGGAGGAGAUCCGAGCCAGGCUGGAGCGGGCCGGCCAGUCCCAUCUCCUGCGCUUCUGGGAUGAGCUGGAGCCGGCCGGGAGGGCGUCCCUGCUCACCGAGCUGGCCCUGCUGGACCCCGACGAGCUGAGAGAGCACUGUCAGCAGGCGGCCGCGGCCUGCGCCCGGGAGCAGGGUCCUCUGGAGCACCUGGAUUCCAGGAUGCAGCCGGUACAGCCCGAGUUCUUGGGCAGCGUGCGCAAGAGCGACCCGCAGACCCUGCAGCGCUGGGAGGAGGAAGGUUUCCACCAGAUUGCUCAGAACAAGGUAGCUGUCCUCCUACUUGCUGGGGGGCAAGGCACUCGGCUAGGAGUGUCCUACCCCAAAGGCAUGUACCGGGUGGGCUUACCUAGCGGGAAGACACUGUAUGAGCUCCAGGCUGAGCGCAUCCGCCGCGUGGAGCAGCUGGCUGGCCACAGACACAACACAAGCUGCACUGUUCCCUGGUACGUCAUGACCAGUGAGUUCACUCUAAAGCCAACAGUUGAGUUUUUUAAAGAAAAUGACUUCUUCCAGCUGGAUCCAGCCAAUGUGAUCAUGUUUGAGCAAAGGAUGUUACCAGCUGUGACCUUCAAUGGCCAGGCCAUCUUGGAGAGGAAGGACAAGAUUGCAAUGGCCCCAGAUGGCAAUGGUGGUCUGUACCGAGCCCUGGUGGACAAUAAGAUUUUGGAAGACAUGGAACGCCGUGGGAUAGAGUAUGUCCAUGUAUACUGUGUGGACAAUAUUCUUGUUAAAAUGGCUGACCCUGUCUUCAUUGGCUUCUGUGUGCUGAAGGGUGCAGACUGUGGAGCAAAGGUAGUGGAGAAGGCCUACCCCACAGAGCCUGUGGGUGUGGUGUGCCAGGUAGAUGGCAUUUAUCAGGUGGUAGAAUACAGCGAGGUAGAAGAGGAGACAGUACAGCGUCAGGAUGAGAGCGGGAAUCUGGUCUUCAACGCAGGCAACAUCUGCAACCACUUCUUCACUCGGAGCUUCCUUCAGAUCGUUACUAGGGAAUUUGAAUCUUUGCUGAAGCCACAUGUUGCCAUUAAGAAAAUUCCUUUUGUGGAUGAGGAUGGAAAUCUGGUCAAGCCUCUCAAACCGAAUGGUAUAAAGAUGGAGAAGUUCGUGUUUGAUGUGUUCCAGUUCUCAAAAAAGUUUGUUGCAUUUGAAGUCCUGAGAGAAGAGGAAUUCUCUCCCCUAAAAAACUCAGACUCGGCCAACAAAGACAAUCCUACCACUGCCCGGCAGGCCCUUUUAGCUCAGCACUACCGCUGGGCUGUGCGGGCUGGUGCCCACUUUGUGGAUGAAAAUGGAGUCAGGAUCCCAGAGCAACCCAGUACUCUGGGAACCGAAAACCCUCCAGUCCUCUGUGAGAUUUCUCCAUUGGUGUCUUAUUUUGGGGAGGGUCUGGAAGUAUACCUGAAGGAUGAGGAACUUCACUCACCUUUUAUACUUGAUGAAAACAAGGCAAAACUUCUGGAAAAGGCUUGAUUCGUUUUAAGACCAAAUCAAAUCUGUCUUUGGGUCCAUCAGCAUGAAAUUGGUUUUUGAUUUGAAUAAGAGAUGAAUAUUUCUGGAAGCAGUGCUGCUCAGCCUUGGGUACUAGACUUUAGUAAGAAAUAUAUUUAUGAUGAAAUAUAAAUGCUAAAAUUUAUUUUGCCAAGUGUAGUUGGCUUUUUAUUAUCUAGGGCUGAUCAUUUGAAUCCUGUUCUCUUCCUGAAAUGUGAAAUAACUUCUAUAAAGCAAAAAAACAAAUAUAUAUAUUCCUUUCUCAUUUCUGCCUCUUUAUCUUCCCGAGGCUAAAAUCUUGCUCUACUGAUCAGUUCUGUUGAGAUUUUUUAUAUUUCUGAAUUUUUGCUAAAUUCCUUCAGGCAUUCAGUGGAGCAUAUCCAGGCUGCUAAGAAAGAGUUGGAUCCUAAAGGCAAAAUGAUAAUGUGUUGAUGUUAUGACUUCCUGUGAUUAGUCAUCCUGUCUUUCACAAGCUCAGAGGCUGCCCCCUGUCCUUGUACUGGGUUGCAGAUUAAUUUCAUGAAGAUCAUUAUUUGGGUGCAUUUGCCCCUGGUUCAUGGUGCCUUGUAGGCCAGCAGGCCUUCCACUUCCUGCUAAUCUAAAAACCUGGGUCAAAUGGAAAGACAGCUGCUAUUAUUCCCUUGGCUUUGGUUCUCAGCCCAGAAGGAAAUUGUCUGAAGAACAGAGGAAGAAAUCCAGGGUCUAGUCAGGGCCCCCAGCAGCUCUGCAAUAAGACCUUCUUAGAAAUCGAGAAACACCUUCAGCUGCGAAACCAUAAACAAGGGGGCUCUUUCUGUUUUUCUGUCUCAGUGAGCAAGGCCCUGAGCUGCGUCGUAUCUGGCCUUGUGAUCCCAAGCAAAUUGCUUGGUAUGCCCGCAUUCUGCCUUCUUUCACUCUAAGUAGUGGAUGGUGCUAUUUACUACCUCUUGAGGCUGUUGUGAGGAAUAAAAAAGAGAAUAAACCUUGUACAAACAGCACUAUUUAAUUACCCUUUCCAUUUUUUUCCUUGCAAAACCUUCCCCUGGUGUUUUGUUCAGUGGUUGAUUCCUGCCUGGUGCCUUAGGCUCAUGCAGACAGGAGCUAAUUACUCUUUCCCUUUUCUAAUCAAUUUACCCAGUGGAAGGAAAUUGCCAUGAAUGGAACCAGUUUUGACUCUAAAUCCUGGUGGUUCCAAAAGAGAUGGGUGAAGGUUCAGGCUAGGACUAGGGAGGCAGACGUUAUUGGGAAAGAUAAGCCUGUGGGAAUUUUCAAAAUUUCCCUCUUCCCAUAACCCUAAGCAAGCUGGCCUUCACAGGUAAUGAAGCCCCCGAGGAAGCUGGCUACUCUGUAGUUCCACCCUAUGUCUGAGGUAGAAGGCCAACUGGAGUCUGUUAGCCUGGAGCACCCACAAGCGGUGUCAGAUACAGGAACAUACUCUGGAGCGCAGCCACUGUUGGAGCAUUCUGGAAAAGAUUAUUAUUAUUUUUUAAAAUAAGCUUUAAUGACAACAAACCUCCAACUCCCAAUCCAAAUAACUGCAUGUAUCUUUUUCUAUAUAAAUGUAUAAAUUCAGUCAAUUUCCUGUUAUCAAUUAUGACUCUUUUAAAGAAAUGUUUUAUUCAUAUGUUUUGGUUUUUUUAUCACAGCCAGCUAUGAAUCUAAAAAAAGCAAAUUGCCUUAUCUUUUGUUUUAACUCUGAUUAUGCCAGACUUUGAUAAAUAAAGAUUUUAUUUCUACCAGCA